AUGGACAACCGGACAUCGUCUGCUCCUGUCAAGGAUUCGUGCACGUACCAUGAAGAGUUUAAGCAGAUCCUGCUGCCGGUGGUGUACUCCGUGGUCUUUGUGGUGGGGCUGCCCUUGAACUUCGUUGUCAUCGUCCAGAUCUGGCUGUCCCGGAAGGUCCUGACUCGCACCAUGAUCUAUAUGCUGAACCUGGCCGUGGCUGACCUGCUCUACGUCUGCUCCCUCCCGCUUCUCAUCUACAACUACUCCCAGAAGGAUUACUGGCCCUUCGGGGAUUUCACCUGCCGCUUCGUGCGUUUUCAGUUCUACACCAACCUGCAUGGCAGCAUCCUCUUCCUGACCUGCAUCAGCAUCCAGCGCUACUUGGGCAUCUGCCACCCGCUCUCCACCUGGCACAAGAAAAGGGGGAAGAGGUUCACGUGGGCCGUGUGCGCCCUGGUCUGGAUCCUGGUCACCGCCCAGUGUCUGCCCACCUUCCUCUACGCAUCCACCGGGAUCCAGAGGAACCGGACCGUCUGCUACGACCUCAGCACGCCGGAGAGCUCGGCCAGGUAUUUCCCUUACGGCAUCACCCUGACCGUCACGGGGUUCCUGAUCCCCUUUAUCUCCAUCUUGGGGUGCUAUUGCAGCAUGACCAAGAUCCUCUGCCAGAAGGACGAAAUGAUCGGGUUGGCCGUCCGCAAGAAGAAAGACAAGGCCAUCCGGAUGAUCAUCAUCGUGGUCCUGGUCUUCGCCAUCAGCUUCUUCCCUUUCCACCUGACCAAGACCAUUUACCUGAUCAUCCGUUCCAUUCCCCAUGUGAGCUGCCUGACCCGUCAGGCCUUCGCCAUCACCUACAAGUGCACCCGUCCUUUCGCGAGCAUGAACAGCGUCCUGGAUCCCAUCCUCUUCUACUUCACGCAACAGAAGUUUCGGGAAAGCACCCGGCACUUGCUGGAUAAGGUCAGUUCCAAGUGGAAGCACAAUUGUUGAUGGACUGAACGGGCAGCAUCUGGAGGAAAAUCUGUUCCUGUACCAAGGACAGGCCGGUGGUCUUCCCAUUUGGCACCAUCCCUUCGGCAGCCUCUUCUGUUCUUGGCAUCCUGGGGCCCAACCAGCAG
Molecule: messenger RNA, 1100 nt
Organism: Candoia aspera
Lineage: Eukaryota; Metazoa; Chordata; Lepidosauria; Squamata; Candoiidae
Gene: P2RY6
Product: pyrimidinergic receptor P2Y6
Exons: 1
Coding region: 1-972 (323 amino acids)
Biological process (GO): cellular response to pyrimidine ribonucleotide; phospholipase C-activating G protein-coupled receptor signaling pathway
Cellular component (GO): plasma membrane
Molecular function (GO): G protein-coupled ADP receptor activity; G protein-coupled UDP receptor activity; G protein-coupled UTP receptor activity
Source: RefSeq, a predicted model, not a curated record